Molecule: messenger RNA, 768 nt
Organism: Loa loa (African eye worm)
Lineage: Eukaryota; Metazoa; Nematoda; Chromadorea; Rhabditida; Onchocercidae
Product: CDP-alcohol phosphatidyltransferase
Exons: 4
Coding region: 129-761 (210 amino acids)
Biological process (GO): phosphatidylinositol biosynthetic process
Cellular component (GO): Golgi apparatus; membrane
Molecular function (GO): CDP-diacylglycerol-inositol 3-phosphatidyltransferase activity
Source: RefSeq, a predicted model, not a curated record
AGGAUGUUUUCGAAAUUGGUUGAAAUGAAAUGAAAUAAAGAAUGCAAGGGUGCGAUCAAUGUGAUGUUCCUCUUGGAAAGCAAAGUAUAAUAACGAAGUUUUGAUUGUCAACAAGGCUAAGAUUGAUAAUGGCAGAAACGAACGUUUGGCUUUUUUAUCCAAAUUUGGUUGGAUAUUUGCGCAUUAUCCUAGCUGUGGUAUCAUUUGAAGCUAUGAACUAUGCUCCAUGGCGUGCGGCAAUCUGUUAUAUUCUGAGCGCUGCUUCGGAUGCUGUUGAUGGAUAUGUGGCACGGCUGUAUAAUCAGUCAUCACGUUUUGGCGCUAUGCUUGACAUGUUAACGGACCGUUGUGCUCUCAUGGCAUUAGUAAUGUGUUGCGGAUGUUUCUAUCCCGAUUAUUUGUUUUAUUUCCAGAUGUCAGCUGUGAUUGAUAUUGCUUCGCAUUGGCUCCAUUUUCACGCUAGCGAUGUGACGGGUAAAGUGACCCACAAACAAUCUCAAAAUGCAGUUUUGCAUCUGUACUAUACAUCUCGCUUAUUCCUUUUUGUGAUGUGUUUGGGAAACGAGGCGUUCUACAGCUUGAUAUAUAUUGGUCAUUUCUGGUCUGGUCCAGGUAUCCACGGUUUUCAUCUCAUUCCAUUCCUAGCGACACUUUUUUUUCCUUUUGCCCUGUUAAAAUCAAUGAUUAGCUUACUUCAUCUUUUCAUUGCCGCACAAACAUUAGUAGUCAAAGAUCAGGAAAUAAUAAAGCAAAAUAAGUGAAAAGUGC